This is a messenger RNA of Pterocles gutturalis (yellow-throated sandgrouse), 724 nucleotides long. Its product is annotated as interleukin-1 receptor type 1-like. Gene Ontology annotation, biological process: regulation of inflammatory response. The transcript has 5 exons. The annotation marks the transcript as partial. Gene Ontology annotation, molecular function: interleukin-1, type I, activating receptor activity. Lineage: Eukaryota; Metazoa; Chordata; Aves; Pterocliformes; Pteroclidae. The record is from RefSeq and is a predicted model, not a curated record.
AUGACAUCUGCAUUUUUGCUUAUUGGUCUUCUUAUUCUACUGAUACCUCUGUUCAGUGCAGAGGAAUGCAUUAUUUGUGAUUACUUUGUGCUUGUUGGAGAGCCUAUAGCUGUUAGUUGCCCAAUAAUUACAUCGCCAGUGCUUCAUUCUGAUUAUAAUCUGACGUGGUAUAGAAAUGGUAGUGCUACACCAGUAACUUCAGAGAGAAAUGCCAGGAUCCAUCAGCGAGAGGGCUUGCUUUGGUUUAUUCCUGCAGUGCUGGAAGAUUCUGGACUUUAUGAAUGUGAUGCAAGGAGCCUUAACCACUCUAACAAAAAAACUAUACAUUUAACAGUUUUUAAGAAUGAUAAUGGUUUGUGUUUUAAUGGAAAAAUGAAGUUUGAACAAAAAGUGAUGAGCACAAAGACUGGAAAGAUUAUAUGCCCUGAUCUAGAACAUUUUAAAGAUGAAGACAACAAUCAGCCUGAAGUACACUGGUAUAAGGAGUGUAAGCCUGGAUUUCUUGAAGACGAGCGACUUCUUUUGUCAGAGGGUGAAAAUUCUGUCUUGAUUCGCAACGUAACUGUACAAGACAGAGGAAACUACACGUGCCGUAUGGUAUACACAUAUAUGGGAAAACAAUAUAAUGUUUCGCGAACCAUGAGUCUAGAGGUUAAAGAAGCACCACGGCAGAUGAAACCAGAGUUUAUUUAUCCAAAGAACAAUACAAUUGAAGUAGAACUUG